CAGGCACUGCAGUAGAGGACCAGAGCAUAUAAAAGGAGGACACACAGGACACUCAGGAUAUCAGACAGAGAAGACACACAGGCAAUCACACAAGAUUCAAACAUGGGAAAUGUGGUCAAACCAGAAUUUGUUACAGUUCUGGGUGAUAAAAUUGUUACAAGUGGAGAAACAGUUAUUCUUCGAUGUGAGGCAAACACAGAAGGAGUAGAUGCAAAGUUGGAAAAAGACGGCAGUAAAUUGUCAUGUGUAGAGGGCAAACACAAAGUGACCAGAACAGGUAAAACAUUUACUUUGAAAAUUUUAAAUGCUGAUGAGACUGAUGAAGGGAAAUACACUUUAACCCUGAGCAACACAGCGGGAUCUGCAUCAUGUUCCGCUUUCAUCAGAGUCGAAAUGAAGGAAUGGAGAGAAGUGCGAUGGCAGAGUCAAGCUGAAAUGUUGAAUAAUAUCAAGACAUUUAACAUUUGUAAUGAAGUUGAAGAGCUCCACUUCCUCUUGUAUGGACCAGUUGGAGCAGGAAAAUCCAGCACCAUAAACACCAUCAGAAGCAUCUUUGAAGGACGUCUGUUUGUAAACUGCCAGGCUGCUGCAGGAUCUACUACGAGUCACACUCUCUCUUUUGAAAGUUUCAGACUUGAAGAUGAAGAAGGAUCAUUUCCUUUUGCCUUCUAUGAUGUAAUGGGUGCAGAAGCAGAAGCAAAAGCUGGUGUGAACACUCAAGACAUCAUCAGUGCUUUAAAAGGUCACAUGAAAGAGGGCUACAAGUUCCACUCUAAUGGGCCGUUGUCUGAAAGCGACAGUUUUUACAAUCGAAAUCCAAGUCUGGGUGAUCAGAUGCACUGCCUGGUGAACGUCAUAGCAGCUGACAAGAUUUCACUGAUGAGCAAUGAAUUUAUCAAAAAAUGGAAGACUAUCAGAGAAACAGCGACCAGUAUGGGAAUCCCUCAGGUGGUUUUCAUGACGAGAGCAGACUGUGAAUGUAAAAUAACAAAGGAGAAUUUGCAAAACAUCUACAAAAGCAAAAAGAUCCGAGAUAAAAUAAUUCAGUGCAGUCAUCUACUGGGUGUACCAGUGAACCUCGUCUUCCCUGUCGUGAACUAUCAUCAGGAGACCGACGUGAACACGGAUAUAAACUGCCUGAUGCUGGAUGCCUUAAAAAAUAUUGUUUUCUGGGCGAAUGAUUACGUGAAGAAAUGUUCCAACAAGCAAAAUUCACAUCAGCAAUCAAACUAUGAAUAAAUACAUUUCACAGAAAAUAUGAAAAGCAGUGUAACACACAAUCUAUAUAUGCAUGUCCUAAAACUGUGAAAUCCAGUAGACUUUAGACUGUAAAACCAGAAGAGAAUUGUUUCCUGUUGUGGGCAGAGAAGUUUGAGACAAUACUUCCAGUCCUUAUUUAACAAGAUUCUCAUCAAAAAGCACCAUAGAACAUAAAGAAGAAGCUACUAAGAUCAUGAAAUUACAGAAUCCAGAAGUGAAAUGUAAACCUGAUCGGCUGCUCAGACACUGUGCAUUAGGUAAAAGGGACUAUAAAUAUAAAAUAGGAGAAAGUAAAAGAAAUAAGAGGAGAUAUGAGAUGAUAUAUUCUAUAACGAUAAGAUGGUAUUUAAAAAAAAUUGUGCAAUAUAUUUAUUUAAUAUUUACAUUUGCAAAAUGGAAAGUACAAAAUUGAAUGAGGCAUAAUAAACCAAACUGAAGAGCCUGAAGAGAACCAUUAACAUCAUUAUUAUAAAUAAAUAAAUGUGGCACAAUCACAACUUAAUGUAAUGCAAUAAAUUCAU
This is a messenger RNA of Silurus meridionalis, 1781 nucleotides long. RefSeq names its product interferon-induced protein 44-like. Bases 103 to 1239 code for a protein of 378 amino acids. NCBI's taxonomy places the organism in Eukaryota, Metazoa, Chordata, Actinopteri, Siluriformes, Siluridae. The transcript is spliced from 9 exons. The record is from RefSeq and is a predicted model, not a curated record.